AUGAAGAGAUCGAUGAAAGAGCUGCUGAUUACUUUGAUAUUCUACUUUCAGCUACCGUAUUAAAAAAAACUGCUCAAAACAUUCAACCUAUUACCUCUUACUUAUCUUCUGCUACACCCCACUCUUUAGCACCUAACACCACUUCAACCUGUGCACUUUCAGAUGCAGUUGCAUUGAUACAAUCAGCAGAGGAAAAUAGAGAGAAAAAUAUUGAAGGAAUUAUAGAGGGAAUUAUGGAGGGAAAUACAGAGAGAAAUAUGGAAGAAAAUAGGGAGAGAAUUAUGAAGAGAAUUGUGGAGGAAAAUACGGAGGAAAAUACAGAAGAAAAUAGAGAGAGAAUUAUAGAGGGAAAUACGGAAGAAAAUAUAGAGGAAAAUGCAGGAGAAAGUAUAGAAAAAAAUAUAGCUAAUGAAAAAGCAAGAAUGAAAUUAGCAAUUGAGGAACUGGACAAUUUAUUAAAAAAGGAUGAUGGAUAUAUAGAUAAAGGAACUAAGUUAAAGUGGAGAAGAUUACCAAAGAAUAAUCGCGGAAAGUUCAUAAAGGUAGUGAGUCUUAUUGAUGAUGAAAGGAUAUCUUUAAAGAUCAUGUCAUACUUAAGAAGUCAUAAAUUUAGUGUGAACCCUAAGGUUCUAAAAGAAUUUGUGGAGAAUGAAGUAUUUCUGUCUUUAGGUAUUAAAAAAAAGACAACUAUCAGUGAAAGAACCGUGUCAACAUGGCUCAACAAGUUGGAAUGGCACUAUAAGGAGUGGAAGAAAGAACCCCUUCUUAUUGAAUACGAUGAAAAUGAUCUGAAUAAAUUAGUUGAAAAAAAUAUUCCCCCUAAUGAAAUACUACAUUGUGUAAUAACACAUGAUGAAACAACAUUAGCCGCAAAUGAUGAUAAAAAGACUGGAUGGGCUCCUGAAAGUGAACAAAAACUACGUCCAAAAAGACAAGGUAGAUGCAUUCACAUUAGUGAAUUUUUAUGUGAGCCUUUGGGGCGUGUUCAUUUAACUACAGAACAACACUUAUCCUAUCCAGAAAUUCCAAACAGAUAU
Racocetra persica is the source of this 1037-nucleotide messenger RNA. The record is from the annotation of a GenBank genome assembly. Lineage: Eukaryota; Fungi; Glomeromycota; Glomeromycetes; Diversisporales; Gigasporaceae.